UUUGUCUCCGGAUGAUAAACGAUUCGCAAUCAAUCGCUGCAACGUUGUCAUGUUGUCAAUAUAUCGUCGUGGAACGGUUCUGUUAUUGUAAGGAUUGGCCGCGCUUUGAUGCCAACCGCUUGCGUCCAAAAGCUUGAUCAGAUAAGCCAACGCAGUUGAGAAAAUAAAAGCAUAUCAAACCCCCGAGGGGUAAUACAUAAAUUUAUAAAUAAUCGUACUCGAGCGUGUGCAUGUAAGAAGUAGGUAUGCAGAGGUGUGGGUAGGGCAGUGUCGGAGUCAGCAUAGCACGGGCUACUCGACGUAAAUUGAGAAUAUCGUCGUCGACGUCGUCAUCAUGGCUAGCAACACCAGUACUAAUAAUGGAGGAGGAUACAAUUUCAAGGUCGUGCUACUGGGGGAGGGCUGCGUUGGCAAGACCUCAGUUGUGCUCAGAUACGUCGAGGACAAGUUCAACGACAAGCAUAUCUCGACCCUUCAGGCCUCGUUUUUCAAUAAAAAGCUAAAUAUCAAUGGAAAGAGAAUAAAUUUAGCAAUAUGGGAUACAGCAGGUCAAGAAAAAUUCCAUGCACUUGGGCCUAUUUAUUAUCGAAUGUCCAAUGGGGCUAUUUUAGUUUAUGAUAUCACAGAUGAAGAAACUUUUAAAAAAGUAAAAAAUUGGGUAAAAGAAUUGAGAAAAAUGUUGGGAAGUGAUAUACGUCUGGUCAUAGCAGGAAACAAAGUUGAUCUUGAAAAAGAAAGGAAUGUCACAGUAGAAGAAGCAGAAGAGUAUGCAAAACAAGUGGGUGCAGUACACUUUCAUACGUCCGCUAAGCAAAACUUUAACAUUGAAGAAAUGUUCCUGGACCUGACGCAACGCAUGAUGCAACACGCUGAUAUUGUCGAACAAAAGUCAACUCUUAUGAGAAACAAUAGCACCCGGCGAAACGUCGUCGUCGUAGAAGAUGAGUCUGCCGAACCAGCUCAGCCAUCCAAAAGUGGCUGCUGCAGCGGUGGAGGCUCUUAGAAUUCGUAAGAAUGCUAUGUUCUGGAGGCUCUUUCAGACGAUUGAUGCGAGAAAUUUCACAAAGGUUGUAAUGCUGUGUAUUUAAGUUAAGGAAUGCUGUGUUUUCCAGUCUGAAAGUGGCCAUAACACUAAAUACUAAUUUUUCAAGGCACAAUUUACUCACCCGUGUGCUAUUAACAUAUACGUAUUUACUUUGCUUUUUUACACGUAAUCUACUAAAGUUACACAUAUUCGUUGAUCAAUACAGUUAAUUCUCAACCUUUUUAUUAAGUGAUAAAGACAAGUUAAAAGAGCUUUUUGCCUGUAGAUAAAUGUAGAUUAUGUAUAUAGCGUUACAACCUUAACAACAUAAGAAGAUUAUCGUUGGAAAUCGUACUGUGGAUCGUUAACUGUUUUUUGUAUAUAACUUUUAAUUAUCUUGCUAAAAAUAAUACGUGAGAUUUCCAGCGCGAGUCAAAAUUUUUUUACAAUAGAAUGCCGAAAGUGUUUUCAUGAAAUCUAGCUUAAAAAAAGACAGAAUAAGCAAGUAGGUAGUAAUAUCGAUUGUUAUUAUUGUAUUUUAGUGGAUGUAAAAAAAUAAUUGACUUGAAUUGAAUGAAUAUUUGAGACCAAAUUAAUGCGAGAUGAAAACAAAUUAAAAGACCUGAAAAAUAUUUUUUUUUCUACUUCAAUAAUGUUAUUAUACAUGUUAUUAU
Copidosoma floridanum is the source of this 1698-nucleotide messenger RNA. It is a transcript of the gene Rab21, whose product is annotated as RAS oncogene family member Rab21. NCBI's taxonomy places the organism in Eukaryota, Metazoa, Arthropoda, Insecta, Hymenoptera, Encyrtidae. Gene Ontology annotation, biological process: Rab protein signal transduction. Gene Ontology annotation, molecular function: GTPase activity; GTP binding. The record is from RefSeq and is a predicted model, not a curated record.